CAAGAGACCAAAACGGAAGACAGAAGUGAGUAGAUGGAGCACCAGAAAGGCUCCACUGCCCAUUCCAGGGACUUUACAAUCAUGGACAAACAUGAAAAGAAAGCCACUAUCCUUCAUAAGGAGGUGGGUCUGCUAAGCGCCGUGUGUCUGAUUGUGGGCACCAUGAUUGGCUCAGGCAUCUUCAUCUCUCCCAAAGCGGUCUUGCUCAACACUGGAGCUGUGGGGCCCUGCCUCCUCAUCUGGACUGCCUGUGGGGUGUUAGCCAUGAUGGGAGCUCUGUGCUAUGCCGAGCUGGGCACCAUGAUCCCCAAAUCCGGAGGGGAGUAUUUCUAUUUGAUGGAGGCUCUCGGCUCUCCGGUAGCCUACCUUUUCUCGUGGACCACGGUGAUGGUGGCCAAGCCCUCGGCCUUUGCCAUCAUCACACUGAGCUUUGCCGAAUACGCUGCGGCUCCUUUCUAUCCCGAAUGCAGCCCUCCUGUCAUUGUCACAAAGGGUCUGGCCGCUGUCGCCAUAGUUAUUAUUGUGACCAUAAACUGCUUCAGUGUCAAAUUGGCGAGUUACGUGCAAAACAUCUUCACUGGAGCCAAACUUUUAAUCAUCAUCAUCAUAGUGGUAGCUGGCAUCGUUCUCUUGGCGCAAGGAAAUACAGAUAAUUUGUCAAACGCAUUUGAUGGCAAGGCAGUUUCUGUGGGAGGAAUUGGACUUGCUUUUUAUAAUGGACUCUGGGCCUAUGAUGGAUGGAGUCAAUUGAAUUUCAUCACAGAGGAGCUGAGGAAUCCUUCCAGGAACCUGCCAUUAGCCAUCCUCAUUGGGAUCCCCUUGGUGAUUGUGUGUUACGUAAUGGUCAACAUUGCAUAUUUUACUGUCAUGACCCCCAAUGAGCUGCUGUCAUCACCGGCUGUAGCUGUGACAUUCGGAGACAAAGUUCUUUAUCCCAUGUCUUGGAUUGUUCCACUUUUUGUCGUCUUUUCCACAUUUGGCUCAGCCAAUGGAAGCUGCUUUACGGCAGGCAGGCUGGCCUAUGUGUCUGGCCGAGAGGGUCACAUGGUGGAAAUUUUAUCUUUUAUUAGUCUGAGGCGCUUCACCCCAUCGCCAGCGCUCAUGUUCAACGGUUUUCUGGCUAUUUUAUACAUAAUGCCAGCAGACAUCAACAUCCUCAUCAACUACUUCAGCUUUGCUCAGUGGACCUUCUACGGCCUGACUAUGUUUUCUCUUAUCCUCAUGCGUUUCACAAAGAAGGACUUGAAAAGACCAGUCAAGGUUCCCAUCAUAAUCCCCAUCCUAAUGGUGCUCAUCUCUUGCUACCUGGUCCUGGCCCCCAUCAUUGACAGCCCUGACAUCGAGUACCUCUACUGUGUUAUCUUCAUCCUCAGCGGGCUCCUUCUGUACUACCCCUUUGUCCACCUAAAGGUCGAGUGGGCACGCAGGAUCAUGAGACCUAUCACUGUGCAUCUGCAACUCCUGAUGGAAGUCGUUCCCCCUGAGAAAAGUGAGUGAGAAAGUGCUAACCAGGUCAACAUCCAUUUGGCUCCUGUUCCAGCGAGUGUCAGACCUUUGGAGAAUUUUUUCAAUCUCUUGAUCCAAACCAAAACAAACACGGGUCUAAAUGAGGAUUCCUGUUUACAUCACUGUCAUAUUAUUAGAUACAAACUGCACACUCUUGAUGAACUGUCUAAACUUUUCAGCCUGUACAAAAUAAUGACAAUCUGUUUUAACUGUUGCUGACAGAGCUAUAGUAAAUAUUUUUCUCAAUUUUUUUCAAACUUUGUUUUAUACCCCAACCCCUGUCUUGUUUAUCAAAACCAAACACCUCACUAUUAAUUUUUUUCUUUCAUUGUAUUUUAUUGUGUAAAAUUGUGCUAUUUAUGUGGAAAAGCCUGGAGUGGAAUCACAUUUAUUGUCACAAAAAAACAAAAACAAACAAAUAGUGGACAUAAACAAUAACUGCACAAACGGAUGAAUUGGUGAUCAAUUGUUUGGUAUCAAAUUUGUAUGUGAUAAACAGU
Messenger RNA from Syngnathus typhle (broad-nosed pipefish), 2006 nucleotides. RefSeq names its product solute carrier family 7 member 9 (gene slc7a9). The coding region runs from base 34 to 1497 and encodes 487 amino acids. The record is from RefSeq and is a predicted model, not a curated record. Gene Ontology annotation, biological process: amino acid transmembrane transport. Gene Ontology annotation, cellular component: membrane. NCBI's taxonomy places the organism in Eukaryota, Metazoa, Chordata, Actinopteri, Syngnathiformes, Syngnathidae. The transcript is spliced from 12 exons. Gene Ontology annotation, molecular function: L-amino acid transmembrane transporter activity.